AUGUUUAAGCGAAAUAUAAAAUAUUUGGGUCUUGCCGUGACAACACUAUUUUUCUUCCAUUGGGUAUUAAAUGCUACCAAUCCGAAGUCAGGUUAUUCGAGGUUCGAGUCUUCAGAGCAUUCUGAUGAUUUUGACAAGGAGAUAGUAAAUCACGAAGAGCAAAAAGUUAUUAAACAUAAUCCCCCCCAAAGUACACAACAUGGUAAAGUUAAAGCUGCCUUCGUGGUUUUAAUAAGAAAUAGUGAUUUACAAGAUUUUCGAGUUUCCAUGAGACAAUUAGAAGAUAGAUUUAAUCGCAAAUAUAACUAUCCAUACGUGUUUUUAAACGAUGAGCCAUUUACCGAAGAAUUUAAGAAAUUCACUAGCGCAAUAACCAAGGCAAAAACAGAAUACGGGGUGAUCCCUAAAGAACACUGGAGUGUUCCCAACUGGAUUGAUAUGGAUCAUGCUAAGAGUAGUAUGGAAAAAAUGCGAGAGGAACACGUAAUCUAUGGUGGCAGUUUGUCAUAUCGUCAUAUGUGCAGAUUCGAGUCUGGAUUUUUUUAUCGUCACCACUUGUUAGAUAAAUAUGAUUAUUAUUGGCGCGUUGAACCUGGUGUUCAAUUCUAUUGUGAUGUGGACGAUGAUCCAUUCUUGUAUAUGCAAAAUAAUGACAUCAAAUAUGGUUUCACUAUUUCAUUGUACGAAUACCCGAAAACUAUACCUACUUUGUGGGAUACUGUCAAGGAAUUUAUUAAGGAAUAUCCUGAGCUUAUCGAAAAAGAUAAUCUGAUGGAAUUUAUUUCAAAUGAUCAUGGUGAAACUUAUAAUCUAUGUCACUUUUGGUCAAAUUUUGAAAUUGGCGAUUUGAACUUAUGGAGAGGUAAAGCGUAUACUGAAUUCUUUUCUUUCCUCGACAAAAAGGGUGGAUUCUUUUAUGAACGUUGGGGUGAUGCACCUGUUCACUCAAUUGCUGCAGCACUUUUCUUAAAGAAACAUCAA
Messenger RNA from Acaulospora morrowiae, 981 nucleotides. NCBI's taxonomy places the organism in Eukaryota, Fungi, Glomeromycota, Glomeromycetes, Diversisporales, Acaulosporaceae. The record is from the annotation of a GenBank genome assembly.